Molecule: messenger RNA, 2257 nt
Organism: Panicum hallii
Lineage: Eukaryota; Viridiplantae; Streptophyta; Magnoliopsida; Poales; Poaceae
Product: protein PLASTID TRANSCRIPTIONALLY ACTIVE 12, chloroplastic
Exons: 12
Coding region: 135-1793 (552 amino acids)
Biological process (GO): response to light stimulus; plastid transcription; positive regulation of red or far-red light signaling pathway
Cellular component (GO): nucleus; chloroplast
Source: RefSeq, a predicted model, not a curated record
GCUUCGUUAUCCUGAACCCCCUCGACCUCCAAAGCCCCAACCAAAAACCUCGGCGCCGGGCUCCUACCGCACCCUCGCCCUUGCAGCUCCGGCGGACGCCUACCGCCUUACGCGGCAUUGGAAGGUUGCCGACCAUGGCGUCCUGCUCCCAUCCAUGGCGGCUCUUCCCAGGCAUGUCGCCGCCGCCGGCGGCCGGCCCCAUCUCCGCGCCGGCCCCUCUUCGCGCCCAAAAGUACUCGAAGAUGUUUGCCCGUUUGCCACACCGGAGGAGGCCGCUCUUCCUUGGGACGCGACGGGCCAGGAUCAGGUGCGUCAAGGACGAUUCGCUCCAUUUCGACCCGUCGAAGAUCGAGCCACCGCCGUACUCCAGCUACUUGGAUUCCACGUCCGGCCAGCUCGAGCCGGCGUCCGGCGCCCGCGCGAGCAUACCCGGGAAGGAGUACUGGCCGGAGGGCACCGCGGCCCGCGUGCGGGCCGCGCGUGCGCCUGCCCCGGUCGGGGAGUCGGCUGGGGCGCCUUCGUUUGGCACGAAACCCGGGAGCAGGAGGAGAGGGUACAAGGAGCAGGUGACGUCAGCAUCAGGAACGGAGGGUGCGCAGACCGACGACGGCAAGGAUGAUGGUGAACCUGUCGUGGCCAUUGUAGACCCUGGGGAUGAUGCGUCAGAAGAGCCAAAGGAUUCGGCGGAUGAAUAUGUCAUUUAUGAGACACCGGAGGAAGAGGAGUUGAGUGAGUAUGACAUGGACAAGAUGAUGGGGCGGCCGCAUCCAUUCAUUGACCCAGCAAAGGCAAUGUCGCUAGGGGAGCCCAAAACUAGUGAAGAGCUGUGGUGGAACUGGAGGAGGAAGUCUCAGAAGGAGGAAAUGUGGUCAAGAUGGCAGAGGAGGCGUCCAGAUGUUGACACGGUUUUUGCAAAGGCAAUGGCGGAGACUGGGCAAAUUAAAAUUUUUGGGGAUCAUCCUUCCCGGACAGAAGCUGCUCUUGCAAAGACGAGAAGACAUUUGUACAAAGAGGAAAGGUUAGAAGCAGAGCAAAGGAGACUAGAAGAGAUAGGGCCGAUAGCGUACUAUUCAGAAUGGGUUGAAGCUUAUAAAAACAAGGAUACAUCACGCGAAGCCAUACAGAAGCACUUUGAGGAAACUGGUGAAGAUGAGAAUGCUCAACUUAUAAAAAUGUUCCAACACCAGACUGCUGGGGAAUAUCGUAUCAUGAUGGGCACCGAUGUGCGUAUUCAGCGAGACCCUUUGGCCAUGAGGAUGCGGGAAGACCAGAUCAAACAGAUUUGGGGCGGUGAUCCUGUCUAUCCAACAAUUAAUUAUGUUCAGGAUCCUGAAGAAGUGAUUGAUUACAGAGGUCCAGAAUUUCAUGAGCCUACCCCUGAAGUUGUACCUUACCUGAUGGAGCAUGGGAUAAUGAUCACAAAGGAAGAGCUGUAUGCACGUCUGAAUGAAGAGAGAGAUGACAUCAAUCAAGAUAUAACGUAUAUUCCUGAAGUCAAAGAUCCAAUGGCUACUGCUGUUGAUAUAGGAGAGCAUUCUUUUAAUGAAGACAGUGAUGAUGAGGACGAGGAUGUUGACAAAGCUGCUGCACAGCCUGAAUCAGUAGAGGACGGGGAAGAUGAUGCUGAGGAAGGAGAAGACAAAGUGCGCCAGAAUUGGAGUGUUCUAAAGUCUACUGGACAGGCUGAAAAGCCAAAGGAAAAAUCAAAGAAAGGUGAAAUGUCACUAAAAGAAGCCAUUGAUGAUUCCGAGAACCUAACUGACUUUCUUAUGGACUUUGAGGAAGACGAGUAACACACUGGGCAUUUUGCCAUUCUGUGCAUCACAGAUUCUCGAUUACUUACUUCCGGGGGCCCAUAUCCACUAGGGGCGAUGAAGACAACCGGAUGGCCACAAAACUCUACCUGCUCAACUGGGCCAAUCAUGUUGGAGAACGAUAUGGUUGUAUGGGAGAUCAUACGAUGGAAGAUAGCUCCAGCUGCCUGUUUUGAUUCGCAGUGUUGCAAUCUAUCAGAAACAAGAAGUGCAAAUCCAACGUUCUGGCAUAUCGCUCGGAACUCGACAACCAUUUGCAUGCUCAUAAAACUAAAAGAAACUAGAGAUGACAGUGACACCUAACUGUACCGUGCUAACUCUCUCCAGAUAACGAGUAACAGAAUUAAUCAUUUAUUCAUCGAUAUGAGCUUGGCCAUUUGGAUGUUGGAUCUAUGUUAGCCUGGUUACACCGUAAAUAAGAUGUUUCAACCAGGCUUCAGUUA